This is a messenger RNA of Mytilus californianus (California mussel), 382 nucleotides long. Its product is annotated as 60S ribosomal protein L36-like. The record is from RefSeq and is a predicted model, not a curated record. The transcript has 3 exons. Gene Ontology annotation, biological process: cytoplasmic translation. Gene Ontology annotation, molecular function: structural constituent of ribosome. Gene Ontology annotation, cellular component: ribosome; cytosolic large ribosomal subunit. Lineage: Eukaryota; Metazoa; Mollusca; Bivalvia; Mytilida; Mytilidae. The coding region runs from base 32 to 355 and encodes 107 amino acids.
GGUAAUUACACUUUGAUAAUUUAUUUCAGAAAUGGCUGUUCGAUACCAGAUGGCCAUUGGCCUUAACAAAGGCCAUAAAGUAACUAAAGUUGACAGCAACCCAAGAAAGGCUAAACCUUCAUACAGAAAAGGUAGAGCCACAAAGCAUGCCAAAUUUGUAAGAGAUUUAGUCAGAGAAAUUGCUGGUUUUGCCCCAUAUGAAAAAAGAAUGCAGGAAUUGUUGAGAAUUUCAAAAGAUAAAAGGGCACUGAAAUUUGCAAAAAGGAGGCUCGGAACACACUUUAGAGGAAAGAAGAAGAGGGAAGAAAUGCAAUCAGUCUUACAGAAGAUGAGGAAAGCUCAACAACAUAAAUAAACUGCAAAUAAAUUAAUAGAAAAAAUC